ACGUUGCUUAAAAAUGUUUGAUAGGAAUUUCUGAUCUUUUCAAUCAAAUACAAAUGAACUAAGCGCGUAUAAUCUGAAUUUGAAUUCUCAUUUACAGUUAUUGCAUCAGUAGAAGCUAAGGAAAUAUGAGUGUAUUCCUGAGUAACCUGCAAAAAAGAGUAUUUUUUGACUCAGCUGUCCUGGUUCGAGAUGCUAAAUAUCUCAUGCAGUUACUUAGACUCGAUAAGUUUGAUGUUAGUGUUGUUUGUACCGGUGGCAAGCUGAUCAAGAGUCUUAAUCUGAGGUAUAGAAAGAGGAACGUGCAAACUGAUAUCCUUGCUUUUCCUUACUUUGAGAAUGUCAAACCUGGUAUCCUACCAAAACCCUCUAAUUCACAUGAAUAUAACAUUGGGGACAUUAUACUUGGGAUGCAUGUUAUUGAGAAUGAUUGCAAUGAACAAGAGAAAAGUAUGCAUGAAUACUUACCGGUGCUGAUUGCGCAUGGUUUAUGCCAUCUUUUGGGCUACACACAUGAUACCAAGGAUUCCCUCAUUCAGAUGCACAAAAAGGAAUCAGAGAUAUUAACUGCAUUUAAUGAGCUGACAGGCUACAGCACAGCACCUUUGACACCCUCUGCCGACCUGAUAGACAAGCCCGAUGGUGAAAGAUUCCUGGAAUACCAAUACAAACCACCAGUACCUGCUGGCUCUUCUAAUGCUCGUUAUGACAAAGUUUUACAAAGAUAUCUUGCAGAAAGUCAAAGGAAGAAUUCUCCUGAUAUGGAGUAAAACAGAAAUUAUUCAAACAGAAACUAACAUUCAUCUUGAAACAAAUGCAAUUCAGUUGGUGAUCCAGAAUAACUUCAAGGGAGGUGAUUGUUACCUAGAAAGUCAUCACAUAAAGUCCUCUUUAGGUCUUAUCUUAUCCUAUGUUAUCAAUUUUCAAUGGCCAAAGGAAGGUGACUAGUCAUCACCCACCAUUCCCCAUCCUCCUUGGAUCCUGCUGCAAUAA
Messenger RNA from Actinia tenebrosa (Australian red waratah sea anemone), 990 nucleotides. RefSeq names its product endoribonuclease YbeY. NCBI's taxonomy places the organism in Eukaryota, Metazoa, Cnidaria, Anthozoa, Actiniaria, Actiniidae. Gene Ontology annotation, molecular function: metalloendopeptidase activity. Gene Ontology annotation, biological process: rRNA processing. The record is from RefSeq and is a predicted model, not a curated record.